AUGCCUCUGCCCGGCGCUCGGUCAAGCGAUUUCCGCAACCUUGGUUACUCGCAAUGGACGCUCCGGCACGCCUUCUUCGCUGAUAUGGGUGGUAUGCUAUUGCAGCCUAAAGAUAGCACGCCGUUUCUCAUCAACAGCCGCCAACUGGCGUACUUGGUGCAGCAUAAGUACCUAGAAUACCCCAACAUAACCGCAGAAGAAAUCUGGGAUAAAUCCAAAGCACAUACACUCAGCAAAAUCCUCACGUUGAUACAAGCGAGCUGGCUCAUCUGUCAGCUCAUCGGUCGAGCGAUCACACACCUUGCCACGUCGACUCUAGAGCUAUCUGCCGGCGCCAUAGUCUUUUGCACGUUCGGGACGUUCAUCUGCUGGCUUCACAAACCAAGCGACGUCAAGAAGGGUAUUGUGCUCAACACGACGGCCACCACGGCGCAGAUCCUGACUGAAGCCGGGCACGCUGCCAUCGUGCCAUACCGACAUACACCCCUAGACUUCGUAGCGAAGGAGUCAUUUACCUGUGGUUAUGACGUGAUGGGAUUCUUCAAUCUCAGCUGCGACAACCGCGAGAGGCCGCUGCGGCGGUUUCCAGACGAUCGCUUCCCGAAUAUCAGUCCCUUUGAGAAGUUUGCCCUCUUCUGCGCGACGACGGCGUACGCCUCCCUCCACCUGAUUGGUUGGCGGUUCACAUUUCCAACACGAAUCGAAUCGUUACUAUGGCGCACGUCCAGCUUAGUUGUCACUGGCACAACGGUCCUGUUUUGGAUCGUCGAGACUAUCGCGGCUCGUCAACGCUUUGGCAGAUGGGACAAAUAUCUAAUAUGGCUCCGAUUGAAGAAGAGGCAGCGUUUGCCCCUGCCGGUGACCAACGAAGAGACCAGAGAAAUCCACCAAACUACUCUUACGUCAGCAGGGGAAGAAGCAGCACAAGUUACCACAAUUUCUAAAGAGGAUUCAAUCCAGCCAGGCGUGCGUCAAGUGACUAUCAGUUAUCUCAACGCUUUUGAAGAGGAGCAAAGGAAGGCGAAGCCGAUGCUAGCAUGGGAGGUUGGAAUGAUUUUUCCUGUCGUGAUCCUUUAUGCGAUUUCAAGAGGGUACAUGAUCAUUGAGGUCUUCUUGGGCUUGAGAGACUUGCCUCUCGAAGUGUAUCAGUCUUUUACCAUAGCCCAGAUAGUCCCCCACUGGUGA
Molecule: messenger RNA, 1185 nt
Organism: Exophiala xenobiotica
Lineage: Eukaryota; Fungi; Ascomycota; Eurotiomycetes; Chaetothyriales; Herpotrichiellaceae
Exons: 1
Coding region: 1-1185 (394 amino acids)
Source: RefSeq, a predicted model, not a curated record